GGAAGAAAAAGAAGAAGAAUGUUUGAAUAAUGGUUGACAUAUGACAUGUUCAGACAUGACAAUUUGCAACCUGUUCAAGUUUAAAUUCGUUACAUUUACAACUUGCAGUGCAUACACUAUUCACCGUUUUGAUUUGAGCUGAGAUUAUAUCAUUGAUCUGUUUACUUAAGGAUUUUUAAAUAUUUAUAAUGGAGCCCAUGACGUUAGGAAGCCCAACUGCAAGCCCUUCAUCCCCACAAAUCAAUCCAAAUUUUUUACCAGGUUUCCUUAUAGGGGACUCUCAGCCUACACCAACAAACCUUACCACUUCACCAGGGAGAAACCGUAACAACUCAACUACUUUUACAAAGAUAUCACUGAAUUCUCCUGAACCACGAAAUCUAAGACAAAAGUUGUUCACUUCGCAAAUGUCAGAAUCGUCUUUUCAAUCUCCAUUUGUCCCUCUAUCAGAGAAAGGCGGACCUCCCAAGCAAGGUUUAUUUGAUACACUAGAUAGUAGUAAAAGACUUCAAGGUAGCCCUAUGUUGAGCAGUACUGUGUCUCCUUUUUGCGAGAACCCUUCAUUCAAUGAAAGUGUAUCACGAAUAAAUGGAGAUAAUGUGAUAAAUGGAAAUAUGAGCAUGACUAUGAUGACUGAAACACCAAGGAUGCAUUCAAGUUUGAAUCGUUUAGAAAGAAUAGAUUCUAACUGGGUUACGGUAUUUGGCUUCCCACCCAGUGCAAUGAGUUUAAUUUUAGCACAGUUAUCCAAUUGUGGAACCAUAGUGGAUAAAAUACUACCUUCACAAGGAAAUUGGUUGCAUAUUAAAUUUAGCAACCCUAAUGAAGUUUCUAGAGCCUUAACUUUGAAUGGAAAGUGUAUAAAUAAUAGCAUUAUGAUUGGAGUUCAUUUAUGUCAUAACAAAGAUAAUAAGGAAAAUAAUGUUUCUAAUACAAAUGUUUUCUCCCCUCCAGCUAGAGCGAGAUCUUUACGCCAGUCUUUUACAUCUCCUCCUAGCAUGAACAAUAGUGUUAUUCUUCCACAAAAUGUUCCACAAAAGUCUACAGGAUUAGUCAAUAAAGCCAUGGAGUACGUCUUUGGCUGGUGAUAAUGUUUAUUUUUAUAUUUUUCCAUGUUGACUGCUUAUGAUGUAGAUUAUUGUUUAUAUGAUGUCCUAUUUCAUCUUUAUAUUGGAAUGAAUGUAUUGAAUUAAUUGUCUACUAGGUGAAACUUUUGAAAUAAAACAAUUUUAUUGCA
This is a messenger RNA of Coccinella septempunctata (seven-spotted ladybird), 1237 nucleotides long. Its product is annotated as nucleoporin Nup35. The coding region runs from base 189 to 1088 and encodes 299 amino acids. Gene Ontology annotation, biological process: regulation of DNA-templated transcription; nuclear pore organization; NLS-bearing protein import into nucleus. The transcript is spliced from 3 exons. The record is from RefSeq and is a predicted model, not a curated record. Gene Ontology annotation, cellular component: nuclear membrane; nuclear pore nuclear basket; nuclear pore central transport channel. NCBI's taxonomy places the organism in Eukaryota, Metazoa, Arthropoda, Insecta, Coleoptera, Coccinellidae. Gene Ontology annotation, molecular function: structural constituent of nuclear pore; phospholipid binding; single-stranded DNA binding.